CACAUUGUAACGUCAUGGAGUGUUUGCGGAAACAACCCGGAACCGUCAAACAUCAGUGCGUUAGCAGCAUUGUUAGCCGGGCUGCUGACGGAAGUAACGCUUUUUCCGCUCUAAAACGCUGGUGCUAGAUAUUACAUUCUCUACCUGGCGGCUUGAAUGGAGGAAAGCCAGACAUGCAGCCGAGCCGACCCGGGCCGGCCCAAGCCGGGUCGAGGAACGAGAGACUGUGGCAGUCAGAGUGACAGCAGGACGCAAGGCCCUGGCCCCAGGCUGUCAAAGGUAAACCUGUUCACCUUGCUGAGUUUAUGGAUGGAGUUGUUUCCUCAGAAGGAAGCUGAAGUGGACGAUCAGGUCCGGAGGGUGGGACUGGUGGUGGUGCAGGACACUAAAGUGGUUGGACUUCACUGUUCAGGAGCUGAGCUUCAUGCAGGACAGGCGGCCAUCAUCCAGCAUGGAGCCCGGCUGGCCGACUGUCAGCUGUACUUCUCCAGGAGACCCUGUGCUACCUGCCUCAAGAUGAUCAUCAACGCUGGAGUCAGUCGGAUCUCUUUCUGGCCCGGCGACCCUGAAAUCAGCAUGCUGAAGCCCGCCUCUACAAACCAUUCCAGCUCCAGCAGUCCGCCUCAGUCCAUCACGGAGGAAGCUGCGCUGGACGCCAUGGCAACGGAGAAGCUCAAGUCCAACAGCCGUCCUCACAUCUGCGUGCUGCUGCAGCCGCUGGUGCCCGGCCUGGCGCAGUUUGUCACCGAGACGUCCAGAGAUUGUGAUUUUAUGCAGACCGUGGCCGAUGGCAACCCGGCGCUGAACACAGAGGAGCUCUUCAACAGACAGCGCACAGGACACCUGAAGGAUUUCUCCGGACACUUCUUGGUGGCUUCGUCUCAGCAGCACCAGGAGAUUUUGACCCAAAUGCGCCUGGAGAACUUCAGCAUGGAGCCCUACUUCUCCAACCUGAGGAACAACAUGAGGGAGCUGGUGGAGGUUCUGGCUACGGUGGCGGCCGGGGUGCCACGGCAACACUACGGCUUCUACAGCAUCCCUCCAUGUCAUGAGGAGAUUUCCCAAGAAGUAGCGCGUCACUGCAUCAUACAAGCCAGGCUGCUGGAGUACAGGACAGAGGACCCUAAAGUGGGCGUGGGUGCCGUUAUCUGGGCCAAAGGACAGUCGGCCGGCUGUGAUGGAACAGGGUGUCUGGACCUGGUGGGCUGUGGCUACAACGCCUACCCAGCGGGCUCCCAGUACGCAGAGUACCCCCAGAUGGACAACAAGCAGGAGGACCGCCAGAGACGCAAGUACAGAUACAUCAUCCACGCAGAGCAGAACGCCCUCACCUUCAGGACGCGAGACAUCAAGCCAGAGGAGCAGACCAUGCUGUUUGUGACUAAAUGUCCGUGUGACGAGUGCGUCCCUCUGAUCAGAGGAGCCGGCAUCACGCACAUCUACACCUCCGACCAGGACAUGGGCAAAGACAAGACAGACAUUUCCUACCUGAGGUUCAGCAGCCUGAAGAACAUCCACAAAUUCAUAUGGCAAAGCAGCCCUUCCUCGGCACCUUCUCCUCACCUGGCCAAUGGUUGCGUCGGGAAGCACCGCCGGCAGACGGAGCAGGAGAGCAACAGCAACAAGAAGCUGUGCACCGACAGGUACCACCAAUCCCGUACAGUCAGCUGAACACGGACACGGGACUCACGGACAGACUGAUGGACAAACGCACAGACAUUAUCACACCAAACUCACAAAAAGAAUUACAGACUCUACCAAACGCUGCAGUGUUGUUGUUGGAAUAUAUUUGGGAAAUAUAUUUAAACCGGUUUCAGUCCAGACUGGAUAGAAGUGAAAUCUCCUCCAUUUGUAUUUUAGGCUUGAAUGAGAGAUUUAAAAAUAAAAAUCCGUAUUUAUUUUCCAUAGUACAGACAAGAAGGCACCUUUGACGUGGAGCAAGAUCAGCGUUUUUUCUGACAACCACAGUGAUAAACAGGUGUUUAAUAAAACUACAAAAAGCAGUUUUAGGAAUGGAGGACACAGCUUUACUUUGGCUUUCAUUUAUUUAUCCACAGUGUUGAGGAUUUGUGUCAUUAUCUGCAUUAGUUCCAGUUGCUUUGUUGUGUGUCAUAUUUUUUUCCGUUGGCGGUUAAAACUUAAGUCCGAAUGACAGAAAGACAUACGCCCCCUGUCAAAAGUUUUGAGACACUUUCUCAUUCAAAUUAAUUAGAACCUGUCUCAAAACUUUUGACAGAAAGACAUACUUUAGGGUUCAGAGAAGGUUCGAGGUAAGAGCUGGCAUCAGAGGAAGGUAAGUUUUAAUGCACAGAUGAUUGAUCAACAUCUGUAGUUGCACACAAGCGUGACAAAUGAGCACACGCACACAUGGAGAGCAAUCAUUCCCAUCCUUUUAUUUGUCGUGAACGUGGUACAAUAGCAUCGAUGUGGAAAAUAAAGUGGCUGCUGCUUUCAGAGAGGACGCCGGGAAAGACGCUCGACCAAAGUUGCUCGUUGUUUCGGUUCGAAAACGAAGGAGUUUGGCUCAAGGGAAGGAGAAUUCUGCCGUGAAGCUGACUGGUCUACAUGUUCUGCUGUGAGAAAGCAUAAUUCUGUCACAGCUUAGCAUCAAAAAUAGCUGGUAUUGUUUUGAUUUUUCACUCCAAAGACAAAGCAUGGAAGAUGAUUUUUCAUUUUUCUUUAAUGAUGAAAAGUAAAAUCAAAAUUCACAGGUUUCUGACUGUUACCCCACUACUGUUUUAUUAUGUUGAGAUUCACUGUAUUUAUUAUGUGAUUGCUUAAAAGGAGUUUUACUUUGAAGAGACUUUAAAUUAACUUGGUUGAAAACCAGUGGAAGCUCAAAGCUUUGUGGGUCAAACACAGAUUGAAAAAUAAAGUCUGAACAGCUUUAA
Molecule: messenger RNA, 2891 nt
Organism: Acanthochromis polyacanthus (spiny chromis)
Lineage: Eukaryota; Metazoa; Chordata; Actinopteri; Pomacentridae
Gene: cdadc1
Product: cytidine and dCMP deaminase domain containing 1
Exons: 12
Coding region: 157-1671 (504 amino acids)
Biological process (GO): dTMP biosynthetic process; dUMP biosynthetic process
Cellular component (GO): cytoplasm
Molecular function (GO): dCMP deaminase activity; zinc ion binding
Source: RefSeq, a predicted model, not a curated record